ACUUUACGGCAGCGUGAGAAGCGCACCCGAACAUGUGAAGGAAAACCUCGGAAGCAAAUAAAAGGAAAGAAAACGAAAAGGAAGAUUCCAAAUGGAGAACUACAGUAAGGUUCGUAGUGUGGAGCAUCCGUCCGUAUGUCCGUUCAACCCGGCCGCCGACACACCGGAGGUGCGCGUCAAAGACGGCAGCAAGAUCCGCAACCUGCUGCGCUACGCCCUAAGCCGCAUGGAGGCCAAACCCCGGGCGGCGAAGGGCGGAGGAGCUGAAGGUGAGGUCGACGAGGGUCCGCCGGCCCGCCCCCUCUGCCGCCAGCUGGUGUUCACGGCGAGCGGCAAGGGCGUGUCGAAAGCCAUCACUUGCGCUGAGCUGAUGAAGCGGCGGGUCCGGGGCCUCCAUCAGCUCACCUCGCUGGCCAGCGCCACGCUGACGGACGUGUGGGAUCCCCUGGAGGUGGCCGUCGGCCUUGACAGCCUCACCGUCAGCAGGAAGCUGCCUGUCAUCUGGAUCCUCCUCUCCAAGGACCCUCUGGACCAAAGCAUUCCCGGUUACCAGGCCCCCGGACGCUGCAACAACCUUUGGACUCUCGAUGAAAAAGAGGAGGGGGGAGCACACAAGAGGAAGAGAGGUGGGGGCGGGGGUGGCAGAGGAAGGGGCGGAGGGCGUCACACAGGACGUUCCCGAGACUUCAAAGCACCCAGUUGAUGAUAAAAAAAAAAAAAACAGCAAAAAGGGUGGAAAUUUUCCAUGGGAAGUAAAGUUCGGGAAUUCUGGGGAAUACAGUGGUACCUUGACUUAAACUUAGCCCAACUUAGCAGUUGUUUGAGCUGUGAGCAGUGGUUUGGUGUGUUUUCUUGGGGCAAAAUUAGACUUACAAGUGAGCUUCAGUCAGUCCGCCCCUAGAUGGCGACAGCGAACUAGUCAAAAUCCUGCCACCAUCACUUUGUCAUUGAAUAGUGCAGCUACUACAAAAUUGGGUUGCAACUCUUAGUUUGUGUUAGCAAGAUUAUAAAUACUUAUUAGACAGGCCAAAGUUGCACUAAUUGAAAAGCAGUGCAUUGCUGUCGUCUUGUGGCAUCUACUCUAUAGGCAAUUAUAAAAAUUUUAGAAAGGGUGUCAGUUACUUGUAGAUCUUCGCUAUUUGAGGCAGAGUACAGUCCCUAAAAUAUGUAUUCAUUACAGUGACCGCAUAAACACUAUAGGAGAAAUUCUUUAAUUUUUUUUAUUCGAAAAUAGAAAUGGAUAGUUAUUUUAACAAUUUUUUACACCUCCCAUCAGACUGGAAAAGCAGCAUUUCGUGACAGUCAUGGUAACAUCAUGUGACUCUCGUUACCAUCUCUUGUUACUGUUGCGACUAGGCUUUGAUUUGUGGUUCCAUUACAGUGUGAUUACUUUUAAGUGUAUAUUGGUCAAUUAUGUUUACAGUGAACCUUGUGAGGAUAAGCGGCUCAGAAAAUGGAUGGAUGGAUGUAUUACAUGUGAAUACAUAUUUAUUAGUGUGACCCCGCAACCACUGCUAAAGCAAACCAAAGCAAAUGUAUUUAUAUAGCGCAUUUCAUACACAAUGUAACUCAAUGUGCUUUACAUGAUUAAUAACAUUUAAAAACAAAAGAAAAAAAACUGAUUAUAAACAUUUAAAACAAAGAGAACAAAUAAAAAUUCAAUUAAAUCAGCAAAAAAAUCAGCAUACAGUGCAAGAAAAUAUUUAAAAGUGGAAAUGCUCCAAAAAGCAUGGGGGGGGGGGGGAAGAAGAAGAAGAAUUUUUAACCUGGACUUAAAAACAUGCACACUUAGGGCUGACGUCACUUCUGUUGGCAACUUCCAUUUGUGUGCAGCAUAAUAGCUAAAUGCUGCUUCACCAUGUUUGCGUUGGACUCUGUGCUCCACUAUUUGACCCGAGUCUGUCGAUCUCAGAGCCCUACUGGGUUUAUACUCCAUUAGCAUUUCAUUCAUGUAUUCAGGACCUAAAACGUUUAGUGAUUUAUAGACCAGUAGCAGAACUUUAAAAUCUAUUCUAAAGCUGACUGGAAGCCAGUGUAAAGACUUGAGAAUUGGAGUAAUAUGCUCUGACCUCUUUGUUCUGGUCAGAACCUGAGCUGCAGCAUUCUGAAAGAGCUGCAGCUGUUUAAUGCUCUUUUUAGGGAGUCCAGUCAGAAGACCAUUACAAUAGUCAAGUCUACAUGAGAUAAAAGCAUGGAUGAGCUUCUCCUGGUCUGCUUGACACAUGCAAGCCUUCACUCUGGAUAUAUUCUUCAGAUGGUAGAAGGCAGUUUUAGUAAUUGAUUUUAUAUGACUGUUGAAAUUCAGGUCAGAAUCUAUCAGAACACCAAGGUUUCGGACUUGGUCUUUGGUUUUUAAAGUGAGUGACUCCAGGUAUUUACUAACAGCAGUCCUCUUAAUUGCAAAAACAAUUCUUUUGUUGUGGUUUCAUUGAAGAAAAUUUUGUCUCAUCCAGUUAUUUGUCUGUUUUAGACAGUGACACAACACCUCAAUUGAACUGUAGUAAUCUGGAGACACUGCUAAUUAAGUCAGAAAUUUUUAGCAAAAAAUAAAAAGACACUAAAUUAAAAUUCAUGUUAAUGCCAUGUAACUGUCAUGUAUUAAUAUUACACGUAAUAGUGCAUAUUAUGUACUAUGUGUAAAUAAGUUACCAUACUGUAGCAUAUGGUUACAUGGUGAAAUAAUGUAACAGCAUAACAAAUUGUCUUCAAAAGAUAAGACAUUGUAACCUGUAGUAACAGUAUGGUACUUUGUUACCAUGUUACUACUAUAGGUUACAAUGUGUUACACUGUUAGGAUCCUGUUACACUAUAUUCCUGUCGCAUUAGAGCAGUGAUUCCCAACUUCUGUGGAGCCCAAAAAUGUCACAAAAACUGCAUAACACAGGUCAGUUAAGUACCUUCUGCCAUCUAGUGGAAGAACAUGUAAUUGCUCUUCCUGCCGCUAUACGUCGAUAUGAACAAAGAUACUGUACAUUAUUUGAAGUAACUAAAUCCUUUUCAGACCAGUAAGUAGAUGGAUUGAUAGAUAUAGUACAUGUGUUGAAAGAUAUUUUAUUCAUACUGUGGGGGGAAAUUAAAUUGUCACGUUCACUCAUUUAACCUCAUGCGAAGUAAACACAAAUACAAAGAGCAAGCAUUGAGGAAGAAUCAGCUUUUUAUUUGAUUUUUUAAAGUUAUUAUUAUUAUUUUUUACACUAAUCUUAACAAGAAAGACAACCGUGACGUGUCUCGAGUCUUGUAACUAGUGGUCCAGAUUUAUGUGCAUACAACCCCCCCCCCCCCCCCCCCUCCUUGCCAAAACCUUGGUUGUCAGUUUAACAGUCUUGUGGGUUACAAGUACCACUAGUGGUAGGCGAGCUCCCUUAAGUGGUACUUUAAAGGGUCAACUUAGUAAAUGUUUAAACUACAUAAUGUUACAUACAGUAGGUACGGAAAGUAUUCAGACCCCCUUCAAAUUUUCACUCUUUGUUAUUGAUUGGACUUGAUUAGGAAAGCCACACACCUGUCUAUAUAAGACCUUACAGCUCACAGUGCAUUUCAGAGCAAAUAGAAUCAUGAGGUCAAAGGAACUGCCUGAAGAGCUCAGAGACAGAAUUGUGGCAAGGCACAGAUGUGGCCAAGGUUACAAAAAAAAAUCAGCUGCACUUAAGGUUCCUAAAAGCACAGUGGCCGCCAUCAUCCUUAAAUGGAAGACGUUUGGAACGACCAGAACCCUUCCGAGAGCUGGCCAUCCGGCCAAACUGAGUAAUCGGGGGAGAAGAGCCUUGGUGAAAGAGGUAAAGAAGAACCCAAAGAUCACUGUGGCUGAGCUCCAGAGAUGCAGUCGGAAGAUGGGAGAAAGUUCCUAGAAAGUUGACCAUCACUGCAGCCCUCCACCAGUCGGGGCUUUAUGGCAGAGUGGCCCGACGGGAGCCUGGCUCUCCUCAGUGCAAGACACAUGAAACCCUGCAUGGAGUUUGCGUUUAAAAAAAAAAAAAAAAAAAAAAAAAAAACACCUGAAGGACUCAAGAUGGUGAGAAAUUAGAUUAUCUGGUCUGAUCAGACUAAGAUUGAAUUUUUGGGCCUUAAUUCUAAGCGGUAUGUGUGGUGAAAACCAGGCAGUGCUCAUCACCUGUCCAAUACAGUCCCAACAAUGAAGCAUGGUGGUAGCAGCAUCAUGCUGUGGGGGUCUUUUUCAGCUGCAGGGACAGGACGACUGGUUGCAAUCGAAGGAAAGAUGAAUGCGGCCAAGUACAGGGAUAUCCUGGAUGAAAAGCUUCUCCAGAGUGCUCAGGACCUCAGACUGGGCCAAAGGUUCACCUUCCAACAAGACAAUGACCCUAAGCAAACAGUUACAAUAACAAAGGAGUGGCUUCAGAACAACUUUGUGACUGUUCUUGAAUGGCCCAGCGAGAGCCCCGACUUAAACCCAAUUGAACAUCUCUGGAGAGACCUGAAAAUGGCUCUCCACCAACGUUCACCAUCCAACCUGACAGAACUGGAGAGGAUCUGCAAGGAAGAAUGGCAGAGGAUCCCCAAAUCCAGGUGUGAAAAACUUGUUGCAUCAUUCCCAAAAAUACUCAUGGCUGUAUUAGCUCAAAAGGAUGCUUCUACUAAAUACUGAGCAAAGGGUCUGAAUACUUAUGGCUGUGUGAUAUCUUUCUUUUUAAUAAAUCUGAAAAAAAAUUCAACAAUUCCGUUUUUUCUGUCAAUAUGGGGUGCUGUGUGUACAAUUAAUGAGGAAACAAUGAUUUUAGCAAAUGGUGGCAAUAUAACAAAGAGUGAAAACAUUUAAGGGGGUCUGAAUACUUUUUGUACCCUUGUACAUUAGCUUAAACUUUUUUUUUAAUCUAGUCUAAAGUACAUUUCUUAAAUACAGUUGAAUUGUAUUUAACCCUUAGGUUAAAAAACAUUAGCAUUUAAUCAUUUCAAAAUGUUUGUUUUCAAACAUUUAUUUAGAUAUAAUUUCUAUUUAACUUGUAUGUGCAAUACAUUUUGAUGGAAGCAUUUUUGUAAGCAGUUUUUUAUUUUUAUUUUCCUAUAUUUAAGCACAAUGUUAGCACUUUUGCUGUCUUGCAACCGUGCUUGCUUGGAACAAUCACUGAAAUAAUUGUUAUAUGAAAAUAAACUGAACAAUUGCACAUUGGUUAUUUUCCUUCUUCUUAGUCUAUUUACAUUAGAUUUUUUAAAAUUAUUUGUAUUACUUUUCUUUAGUACCAUUAUGUUUCAUGUUGCAUCAACAGACCGAGAAAAUGCCCAGUUGUGAUAAUGAACGUACCUUUCACUGACACGAGCA
Messenger RNA from Phycodurus eques (leafy seadragon), 5275 nucleotides. RefSeq names its product ribonuclease P/MRP 25 subunit-like (gene rpp25l). Gene Ontology annotation, cellular component: ribonuclease MRP complex. The record is from RefSeq and is a predicted model, not a curated record. Gene Ontology annotation, biological process: tRNA 5'-leader removal. Gene Ontology annotation, molecular function: RNA binding. NCBI's taxonomy places the organism in Eukaryota, Metazoa, Chordata, Actinopteri, Syngnathiformes, Syngnathidae. The coding region runs from base 92 to 703 and encodes 203 amino acids. The transcript has 2 exons.